AUGUGGAACAGACAUUUUGUCUUGUAUCUCCUGCUUUUGCCAGCUUUUAUGAGUCAAACAAUAUAUGGACAAAGAAAGAAAGGAUCAAAGUCCAAUUUACUUGCAAGGAAAAACGCCACUUGCUUCAUAGGUCUUGUCUUCAUCGUGGACAGCUCUGAAAGUUCUAAAAUUUUUCUCUUUGACAAACAGAAAGAUUUUGUAGAUAGCUUGAGUGACAAGAUUUUUCAACUGACCCCGGUUGGCUCCUUGAAAUAUGACACCAAACUGGCAGCCCUUCAGUUUAGCAGCUCUGUCCAAAUUGAUCCACCUUUUUCUUCUUGGAAGGAUCUACAGACUUUUAAACAGAGGGUCAAGUCUAUGAAUUUCACUGGGCAAGGUACUUUCUCUUAUUGUGCCAUCGCCGAUGUCACGAGGCUACUUAAGAGAGAAGGCAAAGAUGGUGUGAAAGUGACCUUGCUGAUGACUGAUGGCAUCGACCAUCCAAAGAAUCCAGAUGUUCAAAGUAUUUCUGAAGAUGCCAGAACUUCAGGAAUAUUAUUUAUCACCAUUGGACUCUCUACUCUAGUCAAUGAAACCAAACUUCGUUUGAUAUCUGGGAAUCCAUCCAGUGAACCCAUUCUACUGUUGAAAGAUUCAACCCUUGUAGAUAAAAUUCAGGAUCACCUGGAUAUCUUAUUUGAAAAGAAGUGUGAACGCAAGAUUUGUGAAUGUGAGAAGGGGGGUCCAGGCGACCCAGGGCCUGCUGGUACACAUGGAAACCCAGGUAUCAAAGGUGAGUGAGGACCUAAAGGAAACCCGGGUGAUGCUCAAAAAGGGAAACCUGGAGAAAGAGGCCCAGGGGGAAUCCCUGGGUACAAGAGUGAGAAGGGUGAACGUGGAGAAUGCGGUAAACCAGGAAUAAAAGGUGACAAAGGAUCCCCAGCACCAAAUGGACCAAAGGGACCCGGAGGACUUCAGGGCAUUACUGGACCUCCAGGGGAUCCAGGCCCGAAGGGGUUUCAAGGCAAUAAGGGUGAACCUGGUCCUCCUGGUCCUUAUGGUCCUCCAGGAGCCCCUGGUAUUGGACAGCCAGGUAUUAAGGGAGAAAGAGGCCAGGAAGGAAGAACUGGGCCUCCAGGACCGAUUGGUGUCAGUGAGCUGGGCCAGACAAUGAGUAGCAAGAAAUUCUAGGGUCCCGGUGGGCCUGAGGGAGCACCAGGAGAGAGGGGCUUACCAGGAGAAAGACCUCCAGGACCAAAGGGUGAGAAAGGUUCUGAAGGACCAGUUGGCCCACAAGGAUUAGAAGGCCCGUCAAUCGAAGGGGACAAGUGGGAUAUGGGACCUGUGGGUCCCCAAGGACCAAUGGGCAUCCCCGGAAUUGGGAGUCAAGGGGAACAGGUAAUCCAAGGUCCUAUUGGUCCACCUGGCCCACAAGGGCCCCCAGGACAAGGCUCACCUGGUCCCAAGGGAGAAGUAGGCCAGACAGGACCUACAGAUCCUAGAGGACCAGUGGGACUUGGAGUGCAAGGUCCAAAGGGGGAGCCAGGCUCAACAGGGCUCCCAGGACAGCCAGGAGUACGGAGAGAAAGAGAUACAGGGAAGAAGGGAGAAGCGGGGCUUCCAGAAGCAAGAGGCCCUGAAGGACCACCUGGAAAAGGACAACUGGGAGAAAGGGGUGAUGAAGGAAAGAAAGGGAGCAAAGGAAACCAAGGACAGAGGGCAUUUCCAGGGCCGGAGGACCAAAGGUGUUUCUUAUAUUCUCAUUUGUGCUUUGGGGAGAUUGUAAUUGUGCCUGGUUUUAAUGGAAUAUUAGAUUUCCACUGUUUUCCUCUCACCAAAUACAAAACAAAAGCCCCCAAAUGGUUUGGAAUUAAGGACUGGCCCCAGCGGCCAGUGAGCUCAGCCUGUUGGUCGUAUUAUGGAAUCAGCACAGUGGGAGGCCUCAGCUGUGAAGAUGGAGGUGGCUCCGGGCAGGAGUCAUCACCAGGUGAUCCAGGGAUUACGAGCCCUUUUGGGAUGCCUGGAACAUCAAUUCUUGGACCACCUGGGCCAAAGGGAGACAGAGGAGGACCUGGGUUUUCUGGAUUUAAAGGAGAACCUGGAAUUGCUAUUCGAGCACCAAAGGUAUCCUUUAUUCAUGUUCUUUCGUUUUUUUUUUUUUUCCUGUAUGUGAGAGAAGUGAAAGUAGAUUUAAUGCAUCAUAAGUUGAUGAUUGUGAUUGUUCUACUUGAAGUCUCUACGGUGUCAGUGAAAAGCAACCGCGUUGGAGAGCCUGGUGUCAGAGGCCCUCCAGGCCUCCCUGGGCCUCGGGGCAUAAGAACCCAAGGGCCAAAGGGUGAUACUGGGCAGAAAGGCUUGCCUGGGGCUCCUGGCCCCCCGGGGGUGGGAAGUGGGGGUGUGCAGGGGGAGCAAGGACCUCAAGGCUUCCCGGGGCCAAAGGGCAUGACAGGUCAUGGCCUCCCUGGCAGGAAGGGAGAGCAUGGAGAACGGGGCGAUGUGGGAAAGAAAGGGGAUAAAGGGGAAAUUGGAGAUCCCGGACCCCAAGGAAAACAGGGGUUACAAGGCUCAAGAGGAGACUGAGGACUGACAAAAGAAGAAAUCAUCAAGCUUAUUUUUGAAAUAUGUGGUUGUGGGCGUAAAUGCAGAGAGGCACCGCUAGAGCUGCUGUUUGUGAUUGACAGCUCAGAAGGUGUGGGACCGGAGAACUUCCCGAUUAUCAAAGACUUUGUGAAGACUGACAGAGUUGCGCUGGACCUUGCCACGGCCCGUAUAGGCGUAAUCAACUAUAGCCAUAAGGUAGAGGAGGUGGAUCAUAUGACGCAGUUCUCCAGCAAGGACGAUCUCAAGCGGGCCGUGGACAACAUGCAGUAUCUGGGAGAAGGCACCUACACAGACACAGCUCUCCAUGCCGCCAACCGCAUGUUCAAAGCCGCAAGGCUGGGUGUGAAGAAGGUGGCCUUGGUCAGCACUGAUCAGCAGACAGAUACGCGAGAUGAAAAGAAUCUGACAGAGGUGGUGAAGGAUGCCAGUGACGUUGAUGUGGAAAUAUCUGUGACUGGGGUGGUGAAGAGAAAUGACCCCAACUUCGAGAUGUUCCACAAAGAAAUGAAUCUAAUUGCUACUGACCCAGACAGUGAGCACGUUUAUCUAUCUGAUGACUUUGUUACCCUUCAAGAUACCCUGAAGUAAAAAUUAUUUAAAAAAUGUUGUGAGGAUUUUGAAUCCUACCUUCAUAUUUUGGGUUCACCACUGCUUCAACCUGGAUUUGGGAUAUCGGGGGAAGAACUCACUGAAUCCACUCCAGAACCCCAGAAAGAAAUUUCUGAGUCUGUCAGUGUCUCUGGAGCCCAGGACUAAGAGAAUGAGCCUUCAGAGCCCACCUGGGCUGCCAGCCUUGCUGCCAUUCCAUCCUCUGAGGCUGCCACCACCCAGGGGCCAUUGCUCAGGUCCCCUGAGGAUCAGGCAGAGGGUCUGGAAACCCAGAGCUCAAAGUCCCAUUUUGAACUCAGAGCAAGAAAAGUUCGUGCACGAAGGUAAGAGAUUUCUGCCCAUCAGCUGUUGUAUCUAUAAUAUCAAGAAGGCACAGAAAGGAUGGUCUCUAAAAUCUCAUCCAGAGAGAACAUGUUUUGACUCUAAACAGGGAGGACAAAAGACACUUUUCAUUUUAUUAUAUAUAGAAUUAGAAAACUGGCUGGUUGUUGGAACAAAUUUGGUCAAUCAAAAAAUGUAAAGCUCUUACAGUAUUUAUUGUUAUUUUAAAAUUGGAAUGCCUUUAGAGAGGAUAUUGCUCUCAUGUUUGCAGUAGCUCUUACCACACUCCCUAUUGUCUUACAUGAAGGCUUCACACAUGUAGACAUUUGAAUUUU
This is a messenger RNA of Physeter macrocephalus (sperm whale), 3845 nucleotides long. It is a transcript of the gene COL28A1, whose product is annotated as collagen type XXVIII alpha 1 chain. Lineage: Eukaryota; Metazoa; Chordata; Mammalia; Artiodactyla; Physeteridae. The record is from RefSeq and is a predicted model, not a curated record.